AUGUCAACCAAAUUUAAAGCUAUCUCUGUUGUUCUCUUUUCAGUUAGUUUUGUACUUUUAAUUGUUGCCUUUUCACAAUAUUGGUAUAGAACAUCGUAUGAGAUCGAUGGAACCAAAACGAUCAUCUACACAAAGUACAACAAAGAAAAUGUGCACGUAGAGACUGGAUCUUCAACUUCGACGCGCGCCAGAGAUUGGAACAACCAGAAAUAUAGAACAAACGAAAAGAAGGCAUACAAUAUUGCGUUGGCAUUGGAUGUACUAGCCUUUGUAUUCAUUACCUUUACUAUGGGUCUUUUACUUUUCUCGUUUAGAGUUGCUGCCACCAAACUCAUCAAAGUGAUGACUAUUAUCCUCGCAUUCGUCUCGCUAGCAUUUACAAUCAUUGGCUUAUCUGUCUUUGCACAGUUGCCAAGUUAUAUCAAACAAGAUCGCGAAGACAACCGUUCUCUAUGUGACGAGCAAUGUGAUGAUUUCAUUGGUAGUAUGGAUGCCAACGACACCCAUUUUGCCUAUAACUCUCUCUCUCUAGUUUCUAUGUAUGUACUUACAGACUGUGUCUCUCAUCAAUACAAUGCCUCUCAAGCAUUGGUUUGUUCUCCAACUUGUGACAUUAUAUUUCAAGUAAUGAGCUCAAGUGACGAAUCAUCAUCGUCCUCGGAAGAGGAAAAGAAGGUCGUACCAAAGAAGGAGACCAAGGUAAAGAAGACCAAAAAGGACACCAAGACCAAGGCCAAGAAGGAAAGCAAGGACAAGAAGAAGAAGAAGAAGAAAGACCCAAAUGCCCCACGUCGUUAUCUCUCUCCAUUCAUUUUCUUCUCCAAGGAACACCGUCCAACCAUCAAGAUUGAAAAUCCAACUGCCAAUUUUGGUGAAAUUGGUGCCCUCCUCGGCAAGAAGUGGGAAACCGUCACCCCAGAAGACAAGAAGAGAUACGAAAAGUUGGCUGCUGAAGACAAGAAGCGUUGGGAAAUGGAAAAGAAGCUCUAUGAUGAAACCAAAAAGGCCGUCGUCGAAUCUGAAUCUAGCUCAGACUCUGAAUCUGAUUAG
Cavenderia fasciculata is the source of this 1050-nucleotide messenger RNA. RefSeq names its product high mobility group box-containing protein (gene nhp6). The transcript has 4 exons. Lineage: Eukaryota; Evosea; Eumycetozoa; Acytosteliales; Cavenderiaceae. The coding region runs from base 1 to 1050 and encodes 349 amino acids. The record is from RefSeq and is a predicted model, not a curated record.